CCUGUCCGGGGAUUGAGGCAGACACUGGCCGAAUAGACAGACGAAGAUAUCAGGCAACAAGACUGGACUCCUAACCAAGCCCCAAAGUUUUAGGAGAAUACGACGUAUACCUACUCCAGCUUGCUCCUGUUUGUGUAAAGGGUCUUUUCAUAUGCAAAAGAAGGGGGGAGUGGGCUUUCCAGCUACCUUUUCAAGAGAGCUAAACUGAGAGCUUCUAAAUUCUUCUUGGGAGAAACUAAACUGAUCCAAACAUGGGGUCAGAGACUUCUCCUCACAAUUCCAGCUGCAAGAUUAUGACGUUUAGGCCCACAUUGGAGGAAUUCCAAGACUUUGGUAAAUACAUGGCGUAUAUUGAAUCCCAGGGUGCACAUCGGGCUGGCCUAGCAAAGGUGAUUCCCCCUAAGGAGUGGCGACCUCGAAAGACAUAUGAUGAUCUUGAUGACAUGAUGAUUCCAGCUCCCAUUCAGCAGGUAGUGACUGGUCAGUCUGGCCUCUUCACCCAAUACAACAUCCAGAAGAAAGCUAUGACUGUGGGAGAAUACCGGAGACUGGCAAACAGUGACAAGUACUGCACCCCACGACAUCAGGAUUUUGAUGAUCUGGAACGUAAAUAUUGGAAGAAUCUGACCUUUGUUUCCCCUAUCUAUGGAGCGGAUAUAAGUGGCUCGCUCUACGACACUGAUAUCAACUUGUGGAACAUAGCAGGACUGAACACACUGUUAGACAUGGUGGAAAAUGAGUGUGGGAUUAUCAUUGAAGGUGUCAACACGCCUUACCUCUACUUUGGUAUGUGGAAGACGACAUUUGCCUGGCACACUGAGGACAUGGAUCUGUACAGCAUCAACUACCUGCAUUUUGGAGAACCCAAAUCUUGGUAUGCAAUCCCCCCCGAACAUGGCAAGAGACUGGAGCGCUUGGCAAAAGGUUUCUUCCCUGGCAGUUCUCAAGGAUGUGAAGCUUUCCUGCGACACAAGAUGACAUUGAUUUCUCCAUCCAUUUUGAAGAAAUAUGGCAUUCCAUUUGACAGAAUUACACAAGAAGCUGGUGAGUUCAUGAUCACCUUCCCAUAUGGUUACCACGCUGGAUUUAAUCAUGGUUUCAACUGUGCUGAGUCCACUAAUUUUGCCACAUUACGCUGGAUUGAUUAUGGGAAGAUGGCAACACAGUGCACAUGUCGGAAAGACAUGGUGAAAAUUUCAAUGGAUGUGUUCGUAAAAGUUCUUCAGCCUGAUCGAUAUGAGUUGUGGAAACAGGGAAAAGAUAUCACCCUCCUGGACCAUUUGAAACCAACAGAACUCAGUAGUCCUGAGUUAGAGGCCUGGAUAGAGAGAAAAGCUCUGAUGAAGAAUAGGGUUGGCCGCAGGCCAUACAGGAAACGCACGCAGCCUCGCAGACAUAAGGCACAGGAUCAGAAUCUGCUCAGGGAGGUGUUAGGAACUGACCUGGUGCUAGAUGGAAAGGAUGAGGAAAAUAAAAAGAGUGGAGAAGAGGAGGAAGCCAGCACAGUUUGCAGUAAAAGUAACUUGACAGAUGGCAUAAAAUGUUGCCCUCGUGCCCCAAAACUGAAGGGGGAGAGGCACAAAAAAAAGCAUGUAGGAGAAGGUUCUGGAGUUCAGCCACUCCCAGCAGACCUAUUACUCAAUGCCCCAGAGAUAAACAGCAUUGCCUCAUUCAUCAGAAGUCCCUUGGUCUUCUCUGGAGAGGGCAAGUUUAAACCUCGUCCCAUCAUCCCCACACUUUAUGUGGUCCCUCAGCCCAAAAAGGUUGUGUUUGACAAAUCACGGAUGUCCUGUCAGGAAGCCUUUGAGCGCUUUGCUACAAAAGACAGCAAGUCUUGUAAUGAUUUGGAGCCAUUAGAAGAAACACAAGGCGAUGAAGCAGCUAAAGUGCGCCAACAUGUUGGAAAAACUAAGACACCUAGCAUGUUUUCAAAGAUGGAAAUAAAAAAGAGCAGACGUCACCCCCUUGGUAGACCACCUACCCGCUCCCCUAUGUCUGUUGUUAAACAAGAGGUCUCUAGUGAUGAUGAUUCUAUACCAUUCUCUGGUGAAGAUGAUGUUAGUGAUCCUGAAGCCCUCCGCACACUUCUUUCUCACCUCUGGAAGAACAAGGCUCCAAACUUUCUAGCAGAGAGAAAGUUCAAUGCUGCUGCUGCCUUGAUAGAGCCUUACUGCGCUGUGUGCUCUCUAUUUUUCCCAUACACACAGGAGGCUACUCAUCUGCCAGAUUCGUUUGUCCCAAUGUCUAAAAAAGGACAAAGGACAAAACCGUUGAUUCCAGAGAUGUGUUUUAUUCCUAGUGAGGGCAACACAGAUCCUCUUCCUGUCAGCCCUUACACUGCAGAGGAUGGUACAAGUCCAUUGCUUUCAUGUGCCAAAUGCUGUUUACAGGUCCAUGCCAGCUGUUAUGGGGUAUCUCCAGAUUUGGUGAGCGAGAACUGGACAUGCUCACGUUGUACAGCCUCUGCUUGGACUGCAGAUUGUUGUCUGUGUAACCUCCGGGGUGGAGCUCUCAAGAUCACAACUGACAAUAGAUGGGUACACAUUGUAUGUGCUGUUGCAGUCCCAGAGGCUCGUUUUCUGAAUUUAGUUGAACGCCAGCCAGUGGAUGUGAGCCCCAUUCCUGAACAGCGGUGCCGACUGAAGUGUGUCUACUGCCGCAGAAAAAUCCGCAAAGAGGUGGGGGCCUGCGUUCAGUGCUCGGUUGAUCGAUGCUCCACCUCUUUCCAUGUCACCUGUGCACACACUGCUGGCAUUUCCAUGGAACCUGAUGACUGGCCUUAUGUGGUGUCAAUCACCUGCUUUAAACACAGAGCGACCAGUCAAAAUGGUCUUGCCACUCGUGAAAUCAGUGUUGGGCAAACUGUUAUUAGCCGAAAUCGUAAUGGGCUAUACUACAAGUGCCAGGUCAUAGGUUCAGCUACACAGAUUUUCUACGAGGUCAACUUUGAUGAUGGUUCCUACAGUGAUAAUGUAUAUCCAGAAAAUAUUACGAGCAGGGAUUGUAUCCUGGAUGGACCCCCAGCUGAAGGUCAGCUGGUGGAGCUGAGAUGGACAGAUGGAAAUAUCUACAAAGCCAAAUUCAUUUCAGCUAAUAUCAGCCAUGUGUUUCAGGUGGAGUUUGAGGAUGCUACUCAGCUGAUGGUGAAACGUAGUGAGAUUUUCACUCUGGAGGAACCUCUGCCCAAACGAGUCAGGUGCCGUCUGUCUGUAAGCACUGGUGCUUCCCUGGAGGAUACAUCUGAAAAUGGGCUGUCAGCCAAACGUCCGCGGGUGACCAUUCCCAAAAUUACUGAGGAGCCAUCAAGGAGCCACGAGACCUUGGAUCCUAAAGAGCCCCUUGCCCAAAUCCCAUUCCAGGCUGAUGCCUUCUUUUGACAUUGCCAGCUGGCCGCUCUGUGCAAUUGAGCAGGCAAAACAUUCAACCACACCAUUGCAACAAGAAAGACUUGGAUGCAUCUUUUGUGUUUGCAGAGCUAAUAACCUGAAGGCUCAAAAUGGGCAAAAAAAAGUUGUUAUUCCAUUGACCAGGGAUUGAUCACAUAUAAAGCUGCAGGGAGCACGGAUGCUCCAGGUGCUAUCUGUAACUGCCCGACGAUCCUAUCUGUACUUUGUGAACCUUUCUUGACUCUUUCUAUAAAGAAAAACUAAGGAAGAAAUUUGGAUCUGAUUUUAUACAUUUUUGGCUUUCAAAACAAGAAGCAGAAGCCAUUUUUGUAGGCAUGCCCAAGGCAGGUGUCAGAGCAGCCAGCAUUUUAUUUAUUAUUUUUAUAUAUAUAUAUUUUUAUUUGUAAAUGACACAGAAUUGUUCUUUGUGAUGAUGUGAUUGAGAGGAUAAUAAUGUUGUAUAUCUGAGAAAAUAGUCUGUAAUUUUCCUCUCCGGUUUAUUUGCUCCACCAUUUUUCACUCCCACUCCUUCUUUCCUUCUUCUCUCCAUAUAUUUACUUUUGUUCUAGAUCUUGUCCUUGCCUUUUUCUGGUCUGUGUUGCUUUUCUCUGCCUGGCCUGUUCUUGGCCCUUCUGCUUGAUUUCUGCAGAUGUUCUUAUGUAUGGCAUGCAUUGAAAGAUCAUUGUGAGGGACAGUAUUCUCACUUAAUCACCAUUCUUCAGGGGUUUAAGUUUCUCAUUUUUUUAAAUGACCCCAGGAAUUUAAGAAAAAUAAAAAUCAUUGCAGUGUUAUGUUUCUCAAGGUAAUCAUGGUUCCUGGGAGUGUGUAUUGGGUGGUUCUUUUGCUGGGUUUGUGGUGGGGAGUGGGUGGCUGUACAGGUACCCUAAACUGACUCUGCAUGUGUUCAGGAUGCUGAUGAACCUAGAUCAAUUUGAAAGGACUCUUGUUUCGAGGUAGUAAUAUUUAAAAUGAUGUGUAUUGUGAGGUGUUGCCCUCAGGAGCUGUGCUCUGUUGGGUAUGUAGCGUGAAAACCCACAGCAUGUUCCCUCAUCAUGUUAUUUCCAAUGCUAUACAGGGACAAAAGAAGUAUGGGAAUUAACAUUUUUCUUAGAUUUGUUUGUCUCAUUUCAUUGGAAUAUUUUGCCUGUUAUAGAUGACAGAUGUGAUGUAUUUUUUGCAUAUGAUUUUCUGCCUUCAGUUUGUAAUGAAUUAAAACCCCUGGACACAUUU
Bombina bombina (fire-bellied toad) is the source of this 4616-nucleotide messenger RNA. It is a transcript of the gene KDM4B, whose product is annotated as lysine demethylase 4B. Gene Ontology annotation, biological process: chromatin remodeling. The coding region runs from base 252 to 3377 and encodes 1041 amino acids. The transcript has 23 exons. The record is from RefSeq and is a predicted model, not a curated record. Gene Ontology annotation, molecular function: histone H3K9 demethylase activity. Lineage: Eukaryota; Metazoa; Chordata; Amphibia; Anura; Bombinatoridae. Gene Ontology annotation, cellular component: nucleus.